AUGAGACAUCAGCUAGAAGAUGUUGUAUUACAAACAAAUUUAUUACAAGCGUUUCAAAAAAAUAAAAUUAUUCAGGGUAAACUAAGUGAGCGUCAAAAAUCUUACUAUGUUAAAUUGAUUAAAGAAAUGCAAAUAUAUGAUGUUAAAACAAAAUUAAAUCGUGAAUUACUUUAUACAUGGAAAAAAGAAUCCUAUGUUCGACAAUUAAAAAAAAAUUUAGUCGACUAUGAACGUAAACGAUUUGGUGCUCGAGAUGCUUACUAUGAAUAUCAAGCAAAAAAUUUAGAAAAUCUUAUAAGUGGUGGUUCUCAGGGUCUUGUUAUUCCACCUAUUGAAGAAAAACGACGACAUGAUGUUGAUGAAAAAUUUCAACAAUUUUUGAGAGAACAUCCUCAUACUAGUACUGUUAAACCACGUGUAACUCAAUCAGCAGCCGUUUUACCGACAAUUAUAACAGAGGAUGAUGAAGUAGCAUUUAAAAAAGAAGUUGAAAGUCCAUCGAUGACCGAUUUGAAAAUAGCUGAAACAUGGAGUAAAAUUCAUGCUCAGUCAGCUACACCACGCAGAAUAAAAACGUUGCCGACAAUUCAUCGUUCAAAAACAAUGGGUGAAAUUCGACGAGAAACAAUAAAAAAUGCAUCGAAUACACCUUCAGUAAUGGUAGGUGGUGUACAAGUAUCAACACCAGAACUGAACAAUCAAACAAAUACCUCUCCUGAAGGUACAGAACCGUUAGUAAUAACAUCCGAAACGUUACAACAGCAGACAUACGCUGAUUUAAUCGCUAUGCGUUCUGUGAGACGUCCACGUAAAAAUCCUACAGAUCUAAAUAUGCUCUAUGAAGCACGUAAACGUAUUUAUCAUAUAAAUAAACGUGCGUAUGAAUAUAAUUUAUGUCAACGAAAAUGUGGCCUUCAAUACAAUAACCAUUUCGAUAAGACAACAGAUGAUGAAAAUGAGGAGGAGAUAGAUGUCGAGAGAGAUCGACUAAGAAACGAAGAUCGACAUCAAUUUAAAAAAGAUAUUUGA
Didymodactylos carnosus is the source of this 1029-nucleotide messenger RNA. NCBI's taxonomy places the organism in Eukaryota, Metazoa, Rotifera, Eurotatoria, Philodinida, Philodinidae. The record is from the annotation of a GenBank genome assembly.